AUGGUUCUCACUACACACCACAAUUGCCACAAGAAACAUCAUCGAAACGAUCCUCACGAUCAUCCCCAUUCUUCUCUACCUCCAUUAAUGACUACCAUGAGAAAUCAAACACUUGAAAAACAAUCAAAAUAUACAAAUUUUGAAUCCUUGGAAAAUGAUUGUAUUUCAAUGGACGAUCAUCAUCAUGAUGAAGAAUGGUCCGAACCAACAACAACAACUAAACAAACUCGAUCGGAUCAGAGUCCUUUGAUCUUGGAUUCUCCAAAUGGUUCGUUGGAUUCUUCAUUGGAUUUGAGUUCUCCUCUUCCUCCUUCAUUUCAUCUUCUUGGAGAGUUGUUAUUACAACAACAAUUAAAUCUUAACAACAAUAACAACCAAACAAAUAAUCAUUCAAAUAAUCAAACAAGAUUCAAAAACAUCCUUAUCGAACAUGAAUUGGUAAACGAUGCACAAGGAGAUGUCAUGGCUGGAGAUGAUUCUUACAUGUAUCGAUCACCAUCGUCGUUAUGUGAAAGUCAAACCUUUUCGAUUGAAACUGAAAGUUUAGAAGAAGAAUUGGUGUUGGACUCUGAUCAGGAGGAAUCAUCCAUGAAUGGAAACGAAAUGGAGGAGAGUGACGAGUUUAUUGAGAAUUCAGAUCAACGACCAUAUGAAGAAGAACGUGGGAGAAGAGGAGUUGGUAUGGAAAGGAGAAGGAUUGAGAGAAUAUUCAGAGAUGAUCCAUGUGGUAGUGUCGUUGAAGAAAGUGAAGAAAUGUUGAGAAGUGGUUUCUCUAAAUUUGGUAAUUUAUUGAGGAAGCUUAAAGAAUUGUUGAAGGAAGCAAAAGAACAAUUGAUUCAUGAAUGGGAUGAAAAUGGAAGAUAUUUACUCAACUAUUAUUAUCAUCAAGUGGCACACUACUCUGGUGGAGAUGACAGUCACUUGUCAAAACUUUUACAUGCUGUCACUCCUCGAAAACUUCAGCAAUUAUUCGAUGGUUUAACUCUUGUUAUGAAUCGACUGUUGAUACUCAAAAGUACCUCCCAUUCAAACACCUCUUCUGAAUCUUUGUACCUCUCUCCUCACAAUUUCUCCAGAAGCAACAGCAAAUCUGACAACUGUCAACAAACCAAUUCAAGUCCUCAGCGACACCAUAUUAAGGAAUUGCCUCGUGAAAUUCUCGAAAACAUUUUUAGCUAUUUAUUUCAGAAAGGUGGAGUCUCCAACAAGAAUGGUUUCACUACUGCAACCACAGCCACAACCAAUACUUCCUUCUUGUGUGAAGAAGAUUUCUUGUCUGCUUUUGCUCGUGCAAACAUUUUCAGUGUUUUACUCACAUGUCGAGAAUGGUAUGAAGUAGUAACAGAGUCGACUCAAUUCUGGAGAGAAAGAGUCAUUCGAUUGAGUUUUCACUUGAAACGAAAAGAAUUUCAUGAAAUUACCAAUUCCACUCACAAAAAUGGAAAAGUCUUUAGAAAUAGUUCUCAACUUCAACAACCUACAGAAUCGAAUUCUGCUUUUGUACAUAAUCCUUCUUCCCUGUCAAAUUUCACAUCCAACAUUUCUGUAGAUUCACAAAAGAAAGCAUUGCUGGACGAAACUCUUCUCGAUAUUGACUUGAAAAUGAAACGAUUCCAUACAGACCAUCCCAAGCGAUGCAAACAAUUCUACUUUUUCUACUGGCUUUCUCUAUUAAGACAAGUUCAAGAACAACAGGCAAGAAAACAUGAAAAUUCCAUCCUUCAAGUGUCGUCAGCUUUUCAACAUCACGGCUCUGACACUUCUCAUCAAACUUGGACCAGUUUGAGAUCUCGACAAAACGCAAUCGCUUCCAAAAUGAGAUUUCAAAGUGGUGUUGAAAUUGUGUUUGUAUUAAUUGUGGGAUUAUUUUUCAUUUGGCAAUGGUUUGGUUUGUUACUUUUUGGAGGAAUAUUUUCAAAAUCCAAUUCAAGAAAUGGAAAAACAUUGGGAUCACACAAGAGACGUCUCAUUCAUUAG
This is a messenger RNA of Naegleria lovaniensis, 1977 nucleotides long. RefSeq lists its product as uncharacterized. The transcript has a single exon. Bases 1 to 1977 code for a protein of 658 amino acids. NCBI's taxonomy places the organism in Eukaryota, Heterolobosea, Eutetramitea, Acrasida, Naegleriidae. The record is from RefSeq and is a predicted model, not a curated record.